This is a messenger RNA of Notothenia coriiceps (black rockcod), 635 nucleotides long. RefSeq names its product fibulin-7-like. The record is from RefSeq and is a predicted model, not a curated record. The annotation marks the transcript as partial. NCBI's taxonomy places the organism in Eukaryota, Metazoa, Chordata, Actinopteri, Perciformes, Nototheniidae. The transcript is spliced from 3 exons.
GAACUGUUCCAGAGCGCAGAUAAAGAGAAGGGAGCGCAUCUCUGUGUCAGACACCUGAUGAGCAUCCCCCAAACUCUGGAAAGCAGUCGGGGACAGAACCUUCCGAGAGAUCACUGUUUGGGGGGUUUUAUCGAAGCUCUAUCAAGUUUGGAAAACACCAGCAAAGGAGUAUUACUUUUAUAAAAGUAGGCUACAGUAAUAAACUGGACUUUCAGAGAUGGCACUCUCUUUUCGACGCAGGUGUUUGCUUUUGCUGUGUUUGACAGCUAUCCAGGGUGGCCAUGCUUCCGUUCAGACGUGCAUGGAUAAGCACCAGGUGGUCGGGGUGCUCCGUCAGAUGGAGAAGUUUCUGAAAGGCCAGGAGAUGAGAUUCACCGAGGGCCUCAGGAUCAUGAAGUCAAAGCUGGCGACACUUCAGAACUCGGUCUCCAAGUUACCUCAAGCGGACCAGACAGCCGCUCCAACCACCUGCCCCUCUCUGGAAGCCCCUGCUCACGGAACAAAGUUCGGCUCAAAGUACUUUGUCGGACAUGAGGUCCACUUCACUUGUUCCCAGGGAUACCGUCUUGUUGGCUCUGCUACGCGGGCCUGCCGGGAUAACGGCACCUGGACGGGGAUCAGUGCUAUUUGUAAAG